GAGCCGCGCUCCGCAACGCCGUGCUCUCGCCGCCGCGCCGCGUCCGCCGCGCUGCUCUCGCCGCUCCGCUCCCGCGCCGCACCACGCUCCGGCCCGGGGGCCCGGCCCGACCCGACCCGGUGCACGACCGCCGGCUGCAGCCUCGCGACCCGCACCUGCGCGCACCCGCGGCCGCGCCUGCAGCAGCGGGGUGGGAUGACCGGCACGGAGGCGCCGGACCCCGGACGCCGGGUGUAGCGGGCCGCCCCCCGCCGCCCGGUCCCCCCGCGGGGAUGCACGGGCACGAGAGGUAGCGCGCGCCAUGCGUCGCCUGCUCCAGGAGGCGGUCCGGAUCACAGCGACGCCAGCCGCGGACGGCACGCCGGCGCCCGCCAUGGCCGCCAUCCUGAGGGCCAACGCGUCCGUGGCGCCCGGCACGACGCUGGGCCCGCUCGGUGUGACGCUGGCCAGCACCAUGCCCCCCCUGGGGCCGCUGGACCCGCCCUGGCCGGGCUCCAACAACACCAACCUCACGCUCGCCGCCGUGGACGACGAGUUCGCCGAGGACCUAGGCUACUCCGACAUGCAGAUCGUGUUCCUGGCGUGCGUCCUCACGGCGGGGCCGCUCCUCGCCGUGCUGCUGUCCAUCGUGGGCGUCAGUGCUGGUGCUGGUGGUACUGGUGCUGGUCUAGGUGCUGGUGCUGAUGCUGGUGCUAGUGCUGGUGUUGGUGGUACUGGUCUAGGUGCUGGUGCUGAUGGUACUGGUGCUGGUCUAGGUGCUCGUGCUGAUGCUGGUGCUAGUGCUGGUACUGGUGCCCAGGCCGUGGCCUUAUUGGUAGAGAAGCAGUAA
Messenger RNA from Frankliniella occidentalis (western flower thrips), 829 nucleotides. Its product is annotated as SKI family transcriptional corepressor 2-like. Bases 302 to 829 code for a protein of 175 amino acids. The record is from RefSeq and is a predicted model, not a curated record. NCBI's taxonomy places the organism in Eukaryota, Metazoa, Arthropoda, Insecta, Thysanoptera, Thripidae. The transcript has 5 exons.